AUGGCCAACCAGGAUGCCUACCAACAGGCCAGUUCUCCCCCUCAGCCAGAUCUAGAGGCCAUCUAUACUCACCUGUCCCGCUAUCCUUUCUCCACCGAUCAAGAAUAUCAAGCUGGCCUCGCCGCUAUCCUCGGCCAUCGAGACACGCCUGCGACCUCAGAGGAAUUGCGCGAGAAAUCAGAUCUGGUUCUCCAGGCACAGUGCUUCUAUUUCUCAAGAAGAUUCAAUGUCACGCCGCCCGUAUCUCCCCGCGCAUAUUCGGCAUGGCUUCAAUCACAACCACAUCCACAUCCACACCUGCAAAUAUUCCUUCCUCCUUCUCAGCCUGAAGCUUCAGCGUCAGCACCGCCCGCAUCAUCAGCAGCAGCAGGAGCACUGUCUUCACCGCCGCAAAUCUCCGUCCAGACAGCCGCUUUCACCUCCCCCUCCACAACUACCGCCGCAGCUCCUUCGGGACCAUCUCAAGACCCACCCUACCCCACCUCCUUUGCCGCUAUUGUGGACCUAAUAACACGAAAUCUCCCCGUCCCAGGGAUAGAAGAGAUCCCGCCCACUGUGCUUGAGCCGGGAUCGAGUAAAAUCGACAAGACGCCAAGAAGAAAAAAGCCCUGGGAGAAAGAUGUCGACGCGACGCCAUCGGAAAAGCAACAACCGGAAGUGAAAGAAGUGACGCCUCUGGAGGCUGGUGACGCGCAAGCCACGAACAGGAGUGGGCAGAGCGAUGAAGCUAGACCUGAACCCGAAGGAAUCGACAUCAACGGACACAGACCUGCUGGCGAAGGUUUGGUAAAGAUUCUUCAACCCAACGCCAUUCCAGACAGCGGACUGCUCAAAAGGGAUUGA
Cladophialophora bantiana CBS 173.52 is the source of this 843-nucleotide messenger RNA. RefSeq lists its product as uncharacterized. The coding region runs from base 1 to 843 and encodes 280 amino acids. The record is from RefSeq and is a predicted model, not a curated record. Lineage: Eukaryota; Fungi; Ascomycota; Eurotiomycetes; Chaetothyriales; Herpotrichiellaceae. The transcript has a single exon.